Messenger RNA from Sipha flava (yellow sugarcane aphid), 562 nucleotides. RefSeq names its product ubiquitin-conjugating enzyme E2-17 kDa-like. The record is from RefSeq and is a predicted model, not a curated record. Gene Ontology annotation, molecular function: ubiquitin conjugating enzyme activity. The coding region runs from base 107 to 562 and encodes 151 amino acids. NCBI's taxonomy places the organism in Eukaryota, Metazoa, Arthropoda, Insecta, Hemiptera, Aphididae. Gene Ontology annotation, cellular component: HULC complex. Gene Ontology annotation, biological process: protein polyubiquitination; DNA repair; proteasome-mediated ubiquitin-dependent protein catabolic process. The transcript is spliced from 2 exons.
AAAACAGUGAACUGUUCAAUUCGUUAAAUUUGUUUUUUGUCGUCUUCUACUACGUUAUUUUGCCUCAAAAUUUGACUUUAUUUUAAUUUAAAAGUAAUCAUUCAUCAUGACAACUCCAGCCAGGCGUAGGAUUAUGCGAGACUUUAAAAAAUUACAAGAAGAUCCACCUGCUGGUAUCAGUGGUGUACCAACUAAUAAUAACAUUAUGAUAUGGAAAGCAGUGAUAUUUGGACCGCAUGAUACUCCGUUUGAGGACGGCGCAUUCAAAUUGAUCAUAGAAUUUACUGAAGAAUAUCCGAACAAGCCACCUACGGUUAGAUUUAUUUCUAAAAUGUUUCAUCCAAAUGUCUACGCAGAUGGAGGCAUUUGCCUUGAUAUAUUACAGAAUCGUUGGAGUCCUAUAUAUGAUGUAGCUGCUAUUUUGACAUCCAUUCAAUCUCUACUCAGUGACCCCAAUCCUAAUUCACCAGCUAAUUCUAUGGCUGCUCAGUUAUAUAAGGAAAAUCGCAGAGAAUAUGAAAAAAGAGUAAAGUUUUGUGUUGAGCAAAGCUUUAUUAAUUAA